GUACUACUUCUGAUCAUAUUUAUUCUGAUCCCGAAAACGUUCGUGAAGGUUUUAAAUCAAAGAAUUAUCGUAAUGUCCGCUCAUUCACUAACCCCGAUCAGUCAAUACAAUCAUCUGGUUCGGGAAUAUCAAGUGCUCCUUUAUCACCUUCUAAAGUAGUAAAACAACAAUUUUCUGUUGUUAAUCCUGCUUUACUAUCAAAGGUUUCAGAUUCAUUUCGAGCCCGGAUUACUCUUUCAAAUAGAAUGAAAAAUAAUCUUGAAUAUAAAGAUUGCUUUGAUGGAAGAGAGGCUGUGGAUAAGAUCGCCUUUAUAAUAAAGACUACUGAUAGGAAUUUAGCUUUAUUACUUGGUCGUGCUUUAGACUCUCAAAAAUUUUUUCACGAUGUAACAUAUGAUCAUCGACUUCGUGAUUCUCAGAAUGAAUUAUAUCAAUUUAAAAAAAUGCCUUCAAUUUUAUCAUCAAGUGAUAAUUAUGAAGAUUCUGAAGAGAAUGACUUACCAACUGGGGUAUUUACAUUAUUAACCGAUUGUUACUCUCCUACGUGUACAAGAGAUAAUUUAUGCUACAGCAUUGCUUGUCCUAGAAGACUGGAGCAGCAUGCAAGAAAACAUAGGAAGCCAAAUCAAGAUCUUAACCGUUCAUCAAGUCGUGGUUCUAUGACUGAUAGAAGAAAG
This is a messenger RNA of Dentiscutata heterogama, 677 nucleotides long. The record is from the annotation of a GenBank genome assembly. Lineage: Eukaryota; Fungi; Glomeromycota; Glomeromycetes; Diversisporales; Gigasporaceae.